AUGCAAAGCGGCGAGGAAGCGGUUCUGAGUUUCAGUUCGUCCACGAACGCGCUGCCGGCUCCGCAUGCGCUACCAGUCCCCGUGAGUCUGACGCGGGGACGAGGCGCGUCGCCUUCGGAGGGAGACCGAGACUCAGGAAGCGAAGCGCGUUGCCAAGAAGAAGCAAGCGACUUCCCAGGCGCCUCAGGGAACUGGAACCCGUACAACCUCGUGGCUCUGGAAAAGCCGGAAGAAUGUCUAUCGAUCGGCGCAGCCUUCACGGAGACGUGUCUCUCCUUUGCGGUGGAUGGACGUCUGACUGCUGAACAGAUUCUGUUCCUCGAACAAAUCUUCAAGAAAGCAGUGGCGACGCACUUGACGGACUGUGUCCGAUCGAGCAGCGCCGCGGCGCCUGGCCAGCUGCGCCGGGCGUCGGCGAAGAAGUUGCCCUCGACCGGCAGCCGCGCGUGGGCGCUCAAAGGGACUUGUCUUUCUUUCAAGCGCGAGGGGGAAGCGACGCGCAUGAUCCUCGAAAACGCCUCGCUGAACAUCAAGGGGUUGUUUCUCCCGUGCAAACGCCUCUGUCUCGUCGACCUCGCCGGCCGACAAAGCAAAAAACGAAGGCUUCUUUAA
Molecule: messenger RNA, 612 nt
Organism: Neospora caninum
Lineage: Eukaryota; Apicomplexa; Conoidasida; Eucoccidiorida; Sarcocystidae
Exons: 3
Coding region: 1-612 (203 amino acids)
Source: RefSeq, a predicted model, not a curated record